Messenger RNA from Mauremys mutica (yellowpond turtle), 7555 nucleotides. RefSeq names its product ubiquitin domain containing 2 (gene UBTD2). Gene Ontology annotation, molecular function: protein binding. NCBI's taxonomy places the organism in Eukaryota, Metazoa, Chordata, Testudines, Geoemydidae. The transcript has 3 exons. The record is from RefSeq and is a predicted model, not a curated record. Bases 103 to 807 code for a protein of 234 amino acids.
CCAGGGAGCAGGCGGCGGCGGCGGCUUCGGAGCCAUCGCGCCUGCCCGGCCGGUGGCGGAGCUCGGGCGGGGAGCGGCGGGUCUCCGGGCCGGGCGGGCCCCAUGGGCGGGUGUGUGGGCUCCCAUCACGACUCCUCGGGCAGCCUCAACGAGAACUCGGACGGCACCGGAGUUGCUUUAGGUCGUAAUCAGCCCCUGAAAAAAGAGAAACCAAAAUGGAAAAGCGAUUACCCAAUGACAGAUGGACAGCUGCGCAGUAAAAGAGAUGAGUUUUGGGACACAGCACCAGCUUUUGAAGGCCGCAAGGAGAUUUGGGAUGCUCUCAAGGCUGCUGCACAUGCGUUUGAGAGCAAUGAUCAUGAACUGGCACAAGCAAUCAUUGAUGGUGCAAACAUAACGCUACCACAUGGUGCUCUUACAGAGUGCUAUGAUGAACUGGGCAACAGAUACCAGCUUCCAGUCUACUGCCUGGCCCCACCUAUCAAUAUGAUAGAGGAGAAGGGAGACCUGGAGACUCUAGAUAUUCCCGAUCCACCACCCAAUUCUGGGCAUGAAUGCCAGCUUCGCUUGCGCCUCUCAACAGGCAAAGACCUCAAACUUAUGGUCCGCAGCAUGGACACGGUAUAUCACAUGAAGAGGCGACUGCAUACAGCGGAAGGAGUGGAGCCCAGCAGCCAGCGCUGGUUCUUCUCAGGCAGGCCGCUCGCAGACAAAAUGAAACUGGAGGAGCUGAAAAUCCCAAAGGAUUAUGUGGUGCAAGUCAUUGUGAGCCAGCCCUUAGCAAAUCCAACCCCAGUGGAAAACUGAUUCUGCUUGUUUAUUGAUUCUCCAUUCCUCCUCUUCUAUCACAUGGGAUUUAUUUUCUCUGCUCUUAUUUUUCCUGCUAAUGGAUUGGUUCCAAGAAAUGACUAGCAAAAAUUCCAUCUGUGAUGGAGAUCUGCAGAAACAAAACACAAAUGUAAACUGUCCCUUGGGGUUUGCCUGAUCUGAUAUUUUUUUAACACCACAAAAAGAAGCACAUGGCAAAUGCAGUGAAGGGUAUGUGUAAGGGGGAAGUCUGUCAUUUAAAUAAUAAAAACUUGUAAUAAUGCUUGGAACUGUAGGUGGAGCAUUGAUCCAUGGAGAAAGCACUUUUAAAAAAAAAAAAAAGAAAAAAAUUAAACCAAAUUGUAGUACUUCAUGAAAUCAGCACCACUUACAGUUCAUCCCAGAAGUGUAGCUGAUCUGGUAGGUCCACUUUGCUCAGUAUUUAUGAUGAUUGUUUCUGUUUUGGUUUAACUCAUGUGCUGUGUCAGAUUACUCCUGUGGCGUAGUGAAUCUCAUCCAGAGAGAGGUGGACUGAAGAACGGAUGUUUGUGUUGUGUUCUAUCAAUGCUGUGUUCCACCCCAAAUGUGGCUCUUCUUCAUGUUCAGACCAACCGGUUUUAGCACAUUCCAGGAUGGUGAUAAAUGGGCUUGUGCUAUUUUGAGGCUUCAGUGUUUGGUAAAUACUGCCUUCUGGAGCAUUAGGCAAUAAUUUAGGAAAUGUAUACACAUUUUAAUAAACCAUUCAUGUACUGUACUGUAAAGUUACUUGCUGCAAUGUUGACUUUUGCUGCAGUUUUCUGGCUGAUUGGCACCUGAGUAAUGUGCCUAGUAAAUUACUGUACCCUUCUCGAUCCUGUAAAACAGACAGUUAACAAAAGGUUAGCUAAUUACAAGAGGGACACUGAUAUGAGAUGAAAAAAAACCCAAACAAACAAAAAACGCACAACCUUUAUCAACUGACAUUGGUAUACUAGCCUAGAAUACUUCCAGAUAAAAUCACAAAGUUACACCCAAAUAUGAUUGAAUGCAAUUCUGACUUCUCAGAGGACACACUCUGUGGAAAAUUGUAGAAAGGAGAAUAUAAAGCACACUACAUUUGGUUGUUCAUAUCACUACCAGUAGAAACAGAGGCCAUUCCCUAAGUCUCAGUGUUGGAGGACAUGGUCACUUUCUAGUCUGCAGUUGUGGAAAUACGUUCACUGUAAUGCAUCAGGAGCCUAGAAUAUGGUCACUAGGUUUAAUAUCUGGCACAUUUCCUUCAGAAUGUAAAAGGAGCCUUUUUUUCUGGGAACAGACACCUCUGUUGCAGUGUGCUUUGGACAACAUUUAUGAUAGUUUUUCAUCUAACAAAAUUAAUUAAUAGGAUGAACAUAAUGUUGGAAAAAAAUGUAAUUAUUGAAUAGUUGUUACCAUGUUAAAAGAAACUGAUCUAGUUCCUUUGUUUGGAUGCUCUGCAUCUCUCUGAGUUUGGGAUACAGGGUAUAUCCUUCUCUGAAACUAUGUCCCUCAUUCCAUUUAUAAACACAAUUAUUUUUAGUUUUUCAGUCCUUGUGCACUCAAAUGACUUAAUUCCUACCAAACCUCUAUUUUGCCUAUUCAGACGUGGUUCACUAUAUUGCUCUUUCUAUCUUCCAUACCUAAAUCUAAAAUUGCCCAGAAUGGCUUUUAUUCCACUGAUAGUAGAGUCACUAUUUUAGGAUUGACACUUUUACAUUUGAAGUGAAGAGAGCUACUUUAAUUCUGUACAACUUAAUCGGGGGUUGUUCACUUGGCAAAUAACAGUGUAAAAUUGGAACUAGCACAGUUCACUUGAAAUUGCCAACUCAGGCUUUCCAUAUCGCUCUAACCUUUUUAUCUGUUCACUGGCUAGGUGGCGCUUUGAAUUUAGUACGCUAGUCUUUCACUUUUAAAAACUGACGUUCAUAUUUGAUACCACAUCACACAUGAGCAUGAGCUUUACUUUUAUCAUAGUUCCCAUGUUGUAUGUCACAAAACCACAAUGCUCCUUGGCACAAAUCACUGUCAGAUCUACUCAAGGUAGGUUGAAGCCUGGCAACACAGAAGUGCAAAGACAGAGUUGUAUGGAGGUAGCCAUGUCAUUUAGUGCCUCGUUUUUGUGAGCGCCAAAUUGACUGCUACAUUUUUUUGUGAAAAAGGCAAAUGUUAGACUUAAGCCCUGACUUGCACGAAGCCUUUGGAUUUUUUCACAAAGGGUGUAAAAUUCACAAGUCAGUAUUUUUAAGACAAAAUCCAGCUAAUCUGUAGUGAUUCUUUCACCACAUGUCUUUUGCAUCUCGAAGUGGGAAAUAAUACUGGAUUUCUGCACAACCACCUUAAAAAUCUCAUGGAUUUUUCACUGUUCAAAUGUGCCUGGUAAAACUAGAUUGUUUUAGAAAAUAAAUGUUAUACUUUAUCUAAGCAGCAAAUAAUCAUUUCAUAUCUGGAGCAGCAGGUCUUGUGAAACAUUGUAGAAAUUUUUCUUUUAAUCUGUUUUUAUGAUGGAGUUUCCCUCGAAUCAAUUCUGGAAGGGGGGAAAAGUUGCAGCUGUAAAGUAACAAAGCUGUAACUAAGAUGUUGGGAGUUACAAAAUCAUCAUUAUUCUUUUGUAGAAUGCAUUUUCAGAGAGUUUGAGGUAAUUUACUGAAUGUAAUUUUCGAUAUUACAGGUUUCUGACAAACAAUGUAAAUGCAUUUCCACACCUCCUUUGAAAAAGCAUCAACUGUAGUAUGUUGUGCUGUAACGUGUAACUUUUUUUUAUGUUAAGUAUUUUGAUGGGGACAGUGAGGAGAAUAAUGUCUAAGCAAUUUUUAAUUGGCCUUCAUGCGUGUAAAGGGGUGAGCAUUGCCGGAUUUGAUCACCAUGGGGCUGUAGCAUAGAAAACAUACUCUCCUUCCUAUCUCCCUUCCCAUAAGCACAAAUCUCAAUACCAAGCAGUCUGAUUGCAAAUCACUUUUUUUUUAAAAAGUGAAAAUGAAUAUUGGUCUCUUAUCCCCUUCUUGAGAAACUGACAAACCUAACCACACAACUUUAUAUUUGAAUAUAGAAGAUACAACUGGAAACAAAGAAAUUUCAUAAGAUCCAUGUUAAGGAAAAGGUUAAUGCUUCUAGCAAGGAGAUCAUUUCUGAAAAUAUGCAUAUAUGUGUGUUCAUGCUGAUGAAUAUAUUGUAUGUGGUUAUAUAUAUUCAGUGAAUACUAUACUUCCUUUUAUCUGUAAGAUGACCAGGUUUGGUAUUCCUACAAGACCCCUGGCUAUAAAAACAGAAAUGAACAGGACAAGAAUCUGCCCCCACAUGAAUUUAUGCAGUUCCACUGGACUUAGUGGGGAACUGUGUGCUUGCAUCCCAGAGCAGAAUUGGGGUGCAUGUGUAGCAUUAGGAAAUAGAUAGGCAUGGGACACCUUUGUGAGACAAGAAGGAGGAAAAGCAGAACUUUGUGGGUAGAUUUUGGAUCCCCAAAGUGUGACUAGUGAAGUUCUAAAUUGCAGCUUCUGGCCAUGCUGUUCUCACCUUGCAGUCAUAGUUUAAAAAAAAAAAAAAAUCCAGCCAGCUGCAGGACUGAAUUACUCCAAGCAGUUUCCAUUCAUCAUUUAAGAAAGUUAAGUAUGAGCACAUGGUGUUGUGUGCAUUUUUAUUGGAAUAUGUGUACUCAGAUUCAGUAUGGCCUUUGUGCUCCUGACAAGUUUCCUAUGUGGCCUUUAUUUGUUGUCUUAUAGAUUGGGCACCCCAAUUAAUGUGUAGUAUCACGUGGCUCAGUGUCCUCAGACAGGAGUAUACUAAUUGGGAGAUUUUUAUAAUGUGUACACAAGAGUUGACAUAAUCAGGUGAGGAGUAAUAGGAUAAAGUUUUCAUUAGAUCCCUAGGCCUUGUGUGUGUCACUCUUGAUUAACUUUGGCCAGGAAGUGAUUCCAGUAAAUUACGUUUUUACAUUCUUAUGUUAGUGACAGGUCUGUUUAACACAGAGCUUAAACUUUUGUGCUUAUUAUUGCAAAGGUUUUGCUUGUAUCUGACCCAGAAGUAAUGGACAGGCUAAACUCUAUACUCCCAGAAUAGCUUUAAAGGCAGAGGAUCACCAACACUACAUAUAGUCUGAUGUAGAAAAUUACCAGGAAUGGGACAUAUUGGAUGUGUAUUGCUAACUGUGUUACAGAGUAUUGUGUUUUACAAAAAGAACAAGUGAUCGCACUUUUCCAUAGUAUGUAACUUUGAAUUAUGUUUCCACUAUGUUGGCCCUUUGUGCAUUACAUUUUGUGAAUAUCAUCUACAGAAAACUCUAUUUGAGACAGUAAUAUUGAGAAAACACUUGACAUCCUACUUAAAACCAGCAGCCUCUACUUGUCUGUAUCUGGGAAAUAUUUGGAAAACUAAGUGAUGUGAAAGUGCAGUGUAAAUAGGGGAUUUUUUUAUAGCGAUUGGGUGGCUAAGGGCACCAUGUAAAAAUAAAACCACCUCCCUUUGCCUUUCCUACUAAAACAACUGAUUCAGCUUUUUGAGAGAAAAAGCUAUCAGGAUUAAUAUUUGUGACAAAGCAACACGUUCAGUUUACAUCAUGACAUUCAAUAAAGCGAAUGCCCUAUUAAUGAUAAAAUAUCGCUAUAAUAUCAGACAUGCUUCUGCAUACACAUGCAUUGUUAGUAAAUAUAUUUUUGUUAGUUUGAUGCAAUGGUGGGCUGCUUUUUAACCCAUGGAAUUUUGAAAGCAUUUCAGCUGCAUAAAUGUUGGCAAAUUAAAUGAGUGCUAUAAAUUUGUCCAUCACUAUUCUAUUCAUAAACGCAAAUGCUAAAGUUAAAUUUCUGAUUCUUGAUUUAUAUUUUGCAGAAUCUUUCAUACAUCAUUGUAAAUAUGUUGUUAAAGACCCUGCAUCUUAUGCAAAGAUGAUGUUUGGGUUUUUUAAAUCUUUUAUAAAGAACACAUCAGCUUUUUUCAUAAUCUGUCGACUUCACUUUAUAGAUGCGUGUCAAGUGUUUGAAAUGGAAAUAAUUUCCAUUAACUAAAAAAGUUUCCUUUGUUUUCCACCUGUCACUGGUUGUAGGCUUGCUCAUGAAUGUUGGACAUCAGACAUUCUUUUGGAAUAGAUUGUGUUUAAAAAGAGAGGUCUAAAGAACUUGCUUUGGGAAACUGGGUGAAUUCCAUGUACAUGGCAAACUUUUUUUUUUAAAAAGGAAGAAAUGUAUUUUGGGCCAAAUCCGUGCCCCUUAAAAUGUAUUUAAUAUCCCAGCUAGUCCAAUGACAAAACAAACUAUCUCUUCAACAACCGUGCUUCUCUCCUGUACCAAAAUAGAUAUCAUACUGUUGCAUUUGCAACUACAAAAUUGUCAGACAAUACAAAUCUGCCUGUUUAAAACUGCUUCAUUUUCAUAAAGCAUUUUUAAUUGCUUCAUUCUGCAGAUGGCUCUUCUCCUUUCACAUUUCAUCAGUUUCAACAAAUGCUCCCUAGUGGUGUGGAUGCCACUUACUGUUCGUAGGACAUGGUGGACCAUCCAUGAUAAAUCUAGGGCUAUGGUUCUCUUUCCAAGGGAGAAACAUAAUAGUGCAUAUGCCACUGAGCCUACAAAAGUCAAAUAGUUUGAAGAUGUGGGUUUUUUUAAAUCAGCUGAGCUUCUUACUAUGGACUUUGAAACUCUUAUUAAAUAUAGCCACUGGACUAUCCAUGAAGAAGUGUGUUCCUAUCCUUUUGAGGAGGGCCAUUUGUUGGGUAUCUAUCCAAUGGAAUGCUGUAUUUGUACAUUUAAGUAUGAAGACCAAUGAAUCAGAACCAUGUAGCAAAUUGAGAACUUAAAAUCCUGACUCUUGCCUUAAAUUUUGUUCACCUGGAACUCCAAAAAAUCCAGUUUUAUUACUUUUAAUCCUGUUUUUUUUUUCCCCUGUCAAUUUGAAUCUAGCCAAAGACUGGAGACAGUUUAAGGAAAUUUGAAGCAAAUAAAAUCUGUUGAUGUGGCUUUACUAAAGUAAUCAAAUGGUCUUAUAUCAAGGACCCUAUUUGUGCCUCUCUUCUCCAAGUCCAGGAAAUGUCUAGAAACUGGAGAUAUCUUGGAGCAAUGAGUGCAAUAUUGUGCACUAGUCAGUUGGAGAUGUGUAAGACACUUCAUUUUCACAUGUUAUGUGCAAGGGACUUAGGUUCAUAUCCUCUUUGCCUCAUGGUAGUGAUUUCCAAAGAUGGCUGGUACCAUCAAAUUUGUACUUCUUGAAAUAUCUUCUCUUUUAUGGUAAAUCUCUUUUGUACGCAGUUUGUGUGCCAUGUAUCAAAGAAAUAUUCAUAUUACGUAGGAUACGGUGCUAGAUAAUUUGGUACUGAUGCAGACAAAUAUGAUUUCAACAGCUAUUGAGAGAAGGAUGAGGGGAUUACAGUGAUGUGACUUUUUCCCCUCUUCCCCCCCCUCCCCGGUAACUUUUAUAAAAUUAAAUCUUUUAGCACUGAACACACCGGUUGUGUGAAACAUGCUUUUUCCUCCCUGGCUAGUUCAGUCCAAUGAUUAAUAUAGCCUAUCUGGAGAUGCUGUGAACAUUGAGUUACAUUUAGAUGUAUUGUAUAUUUUUAUGUUGUACCUCUGUUAUUUGGUUGACAUAUCACAGUAGUGUGCGCACAUAUUUUUUAAUCAAUUGCAAAGCACAAGUAGGUUGUCUUUAAACUUAAAUUAUGUGAAUUUUUUUACAUAGCUAGGCGUCUAUAACAUUGAGAGCAAAAUCUGAAUUUCUAUGAGUCAGAAACUCUGUACAAAACUUCUUGUAUUAAAAAAAAAAGCAAAGAAAA